AUGAAGUCGAGCAUCUCGAUAAUGAUGGCCAUUGCGGUCUGUGCCUCAUCCUCAUCGAUGCUGGUCAACGCCCAGAGUAUCAAGCCCACUGCCGGUCACUCGGCUACCCUGCUUGAUUCCACCGUCUUUAUCCAGGGAGGUUUGGGCGCCGACGGCAACCCCACCAAUGCAGCCUACUCUCUCCGACUUGGUCAAGACGGUGCCUACACGGGCUCGACCUUGCUCGACAUCACACAGCUGGCAGGCUUCUCCGCUCGCGGCUUCCAUUCCUCCGUCGAGUCCUCCCAAGGAUUGAUGAUCAACUGCGGUGGAUUCGACGCGGCCGGCGCGACCACCCACAAGAUGUCCUGUGACAUAUUCAACUCUAUCAAGUACACCAGCACCAAAAUGAAUAUGACGGUACCCAACGUCAGCUCCAGAGGAGGUAUGGCGGUCAGCAUAGACCCUACGUCCACCAUGGCUUACCACUUUGGGGGUUCACUCACAUCUGCCAUUGGAGCUGAUGGUGGCUUCUCAAACGAAGUGGAUAUGUUGAAGUUGGAUUCUGCAAUGGGAUGGCGUUCAGGUACCGCUAUGCCCGCCGCCACACGUUACCACACUGCCACUUGGAUCGAUUCUCUCAAGAGUUUUGUUAUCCUGGGUGGCCAGAUCCAAGCUGGAACUGCUGUCGCCAUGAACGUAGCCUCCACCUUUAGUGGCGUUACCUGGGGCACUAGACCCAUCGCAGGAGAUGCCGUCUCUGCUCGAUUCGGACAUACAGCUGUCGAGGACGGGCAGGGAAACAUUUAUAUCUAUGGUGGCCAGACCGCGGCCGGAACGGUACCCCUCAGCGAUAUCUACCUCCUCAACACCACCGCCGCUACUUGGGCCUGGAAGAAGAUCAACGUCCCCGCAGCUGAACCUCGUGCCUUCCACGCCUCUGUCCUCUUGAACGACAGCUCCAUCUUGCACACCUUUGGCCAGGCUGGUGCUGGCCCAGAAUCAGCAGUGAGCACCUUCUCAUUUUUCAACACUCUCACCAACACUUGGAUCACCGCCGCUAAUCCCCCAGCCGUCACUGUCGCCACCGAGUCUCCCAACAAGGGCACUGGUAUCAGCAACAACCCCAAUGACCCCAACUUCCAACACCCCGGCAACGACUCUGGCGAAGAAGGCAAAUCCGGUAAAGGCGCCGCGAUUGGAGGUGCCAUCGGAGGAGUCGCGGCCGUCUUGAUCCUCGUCGCAGGAUUCAUCUUUUACCGAAGGCGUCAAUCCAAUCGUCACAGCAGCGGCGGGUCUAUUGCCGCGGGUCCUUACUCGAAGCAUUCAGCCUCGGCCUCGGGACAGAUUGGUGGCGCAGGACGAAGCAGUUUGAAUUUGCAGGAUGGUGACAAGUCGAAGCUUGGACGAUCUUUCACGAUCCGUCAACCUGCCCCUGCCUAUGUUGACGAUAACUCGGUUCAGGACUUGAAGCAUGCGCGCCCCUAUGAUGACGGUGGAUAUAACAACAAGCACAACGAUCGCUCCGCUGGCGGAUAUGGCGGCGAACCUGCCGUGAUCGAGUACGAGUUGACAGAUACCAGCGGUCACCGCUAUGAACCCGGCAGCGUCGCAGAACGCAAGCGGUAUGUCGAGGAGCAGCAGCGUCAGCUGAUGAGUGGAUUCGAGAGCGUCUACCCCGAUCAGCCCUUGCCCUUCCACCACCAGCAGUUCCAGACCUCCAACAACAACCAGCAGCAGCAGCAGGAUGACUUUUAUGGCUCACCCACCUUGACGGCUGUUUCGUCACCCAGGGGUGAGGCCGCUAAGGUGGGCGGUCGCUCGCCCUCGCAGAGCCGUCGUAACCGGUCACAGUCUCGUAGUGAGCAGGGAGCCAACAAUGGAGCUCACACUGCUCAGUCGCCCACUGUCCGUGCCCAGCAGGCCCAACGUCCCUAUGAGAACUACCCCGACCACUCCGAGUUCUCCAACGACAAGUUCUAA
Messenger RNA from Linnemannia hyalina, 1962 nucleotides. The record is from the annotation of a GenBank genome assembly. NCBI's taxonomy places the organism in Eukaryota, Fungi, Mortierellomycota, Mortierellomycetes, Mortierellales, Mortierellaceae.